AAAGACGCCCUUCAAGUACGUACCUGUUUCUUAUCGAUAGUGACAGAGCUGUAGCGACAAGCUGUAGUGGGUCACUUGGCGCUGGCAGAGAGCCCACUCGCCCACCUGCAUGUACUUGUACUUGUACAUUCACGUGCUAGCGCAUGAAGCUCCCCCCGGUCGAACUGAACUCUGUUAGCACUGGUGUCGUCACAGCCAGCUCUCGAAAUCCACUUCAUCAAGUUUAGGUAAGUAACUAGCCCACGACUGAUGCUCAUCUCGCGAUGGAAAACACCAUACCCAUUACCACCUUAUAAAAGUCUUAUACAAAUCCACUGCUCAUUGGUGAGCCCGUCAUCGUGGAAUCCGCCGUGUCUCACAGCUGGUUCACCUGACUCCCCAAUGAAAUGGCGGAGCGAAAUAGAACCGUAACUACACUGGCCUCAGGCGCCAUACGGCUAGCCUCCUACUUCUUCUUGCGCUGGGCUGCGCUUCCUCCCCUCCUACCCGUAAUCUACACACUAUUCGCUGUAUAUGCGACUGCCUUCAUCUCAACUUACCUCAAAGAGUCGAAAUACGACGUUAUUGAUGAGGUCGACGUAAUUGUGCAAGACAGUAUCCUUAAUCAGGAUGCGGUUAACGCGGGGUUAACGGACGAGGCCAUCGUUGAGGAAGAGGUUGACAUCAAAGAGACCAUCAGCGCCAGAGAAAAGCCGCCCAACCGCUUGAAGACGCUUCUUACGGGCACACCAAGUCCCACCAGCCUGCUCUCCACGGCACUUACGUUUCUUGUCAAUGUUGCUUGUUUAGCCGCUGUCACCGAUUUCGUGUAUUCCCCAAAAUGGAAUUAUCCUAGCCAUGAUUUAUCUUUUGCUAGAGUCGGCUAUGUUUCCGAUUCCGAGGCAAAGUUGCUGAUUCGAGAGCCGGAUCAAGCAAAGAUGCCUAUCACGGUUCAGUUACACGCCAAGGAUGCUCAAGCUCCAUUUGACAACUGGCUUGAGGCCGGAACCAUCAGGUCAACCACAGAAGACUCUGACUACACUGCAGUUAUAACGCUGCCCCUAGCCCGCUCCAAGCAGCAUAUAUAUGAGUGGACUACUUCUAAUAACCACUCAGGCGAGUUUACCGCUGCUCCUAAGCCCGGGGUCAUGCCGGAACUCAAUGAUGGCAAAUUCACCUUUUUGUCAACAUCUUGCAUAGUUCCUAGACUUCCCUAUAACCCGUUGGAUCAUCCUCUAGCGUUCCCCGGCAUGAAACACUUAGCUAAAAUUUUACCAAGCCUAGGCGCUCAAUUCAUGCUCUUUCUAGGAGACUUCAUCUACAUUGAGGUGCCACGUCAGUUUGGACAAUCUGUCGAGAAUUACAGGCAGAAAUAUCGGCAAGUCUACGCAUCACCUGAUUGGCCUGCUGUAGGCCAGAAUCUCAGCUGGAUUCAUGUUCUCGAUGAUCAUGAGAUUUCAAAUGACUGGGAUCUGAAAUCUACAGGAGUAUAUAACACCGCGGUUGAUCCUUGGCAUCAUUACCAAACUGCUGUAAAUCCACCUCAGGCAAAAAGGGCUGGAAGUGUCAGUCUUAUCCCUCGUAGGGGAGCUACCUACUUUUCGUUCACUCAAGGCCCCGCGUCAUUUUUCAUGCUCGACACUCGAACGUACCGCUCAAGGAACUCGGAGCCUUUCGACAGCGUCACCAAGACAAUGCUAGGACAAGAGCAACUCGAGGAUUUCCUUGCCUGGCUACGCCAACCUGAGCCUAAGGGGGUGAAGUGGAAGAUUGUGGCCAGUUCUGUGCCCUUUACCAAGAAUUGGAGAGUCAACACCAAAGAUACUUGGGGUGGCUUUCUCGUUGAGCGAAAGAAGAUACUAGAAGCCAUGUGGGAUGCCGGCAGUCUCGGUACAGGUGUCGUUAUUUUAUCGGGUGAUCGCCAUGAGUUCGGGGCCACAGCCUUUCCACCACCGCCGAAUAGCAAGUGGAUCGAUACCGUCACGGUUCACGAAUUCUCGGCAAGCCCACUGAACCAGUUCUACUCGCCCGUCCCCACGUACAUGCAAACAGAUGACGAAGAUGUAAAACUUAAAUAUAUCAAUUUCGGCCAUUCGAAAUUCGGCGCUAUCACGAUUGAGAAGCUCUCCACUGAGCAAAGCAUUCUGACGUAUACUGCAUAUAUAGACGGCGAAAACGCCUGGAAUUACACCAUGCUGUCACCGGUCACCGCGCUUAACUCUCGAGGAGGCGGUAGCUUCUGGGAUAGGUUGAAGGGCAUUUAGUGUUUAUACAAAUCCGGGGGUAUCAGGUCCUAGAGGUCGGUGCGCAUUUGAUCGCUUACCGUGAGCUCAUUAGAAGGGCUAUUUCUGUAGUGUAUUAUGGGUUAUUGUGA
This is a messenger RNA of Xylaria bambusicola, 2353 nucleotides long. RefSeq names its product PhoD-like phosphatase. The transcript has 5 exons. Bases 387 to 2243 code for a protein of 618 amino acids. The record is from RefSeq and is a predicted model, not a curated record. Lineage: Eukaryota; Fungi; Ascomycota; Sordariomycetes; Xylariales; Xylariaceae.